AUACGUCUGCUGAAGUUCGAGAUCGCCCGUGACCACACAUUGUACUUUGCCUUAGAGGCUUUUCUACUGGCAGAUGCGCCGCCAUACUUGGCCCUCUCGUAUACUUGGGGGCCUGCAGAGGAGUCGGAGUUCGCUCGCCGCAAUGCAGCACAGCUUAAGCACGACGAGCCUCCCAAACCCUGUACCGUAAUUGUCAACGGCAGCACAGUACAAGUCACAGCUAAUCUGAACGACUUCUUCCGCCACUACGAAGCACACGUGGACAGUGCCAACUAUGCGAGCCUUCAUAUCUGGAUUGACGCCCUAUGUAUCAACCAAAGUGACCGCAUUGAGAAAGCCGUCCAGGUCAUGCAAAUGGAUCGCGUCUACUCCUGUGCCCAAUGCGUUGUCGUUUGGCUUGGC
Messenger RNA from Baudoinia panamericana UAMH 10762, 402 nucleotides. RefSeq lists its product as uncharacterized. The record is from RefSeq and is a predicted model, not a curated record. The transcript has a single exon. Lineage: Eukaryota; Fungi; Ascomycota; Dothideomycetes; Mycosphaerellales; Teratosphaeriaceae. The annotation marks the transcript as partial.